GUCACCUCAAGGCAUGCAAUAAGUAAGGUUGACGUGAAGGGCGAAAGAAUGUAUGAUCAAACACCUCGUGGUUGGCUGUUCGGGUAGCUGAAAAGAAAUAAGAUAACCUCUUGCUUGGAUAAUCCCAGUAUACUUCCCAAUGCAUGUAGACCGCUGGAAACUCAUUUGUUGCCACCUAUUCCUUUACUCCUUGCUAGGUUUCCUGAGGGAGGCGAUUUUUCAGCCAGACUUUCACUGCCGUAUGAAGCUCACAGGGCUUCAAGAAAGGGAGCGGAUUUUGAUCUCUUAAAUAUAUAUCUUUGAUGCUCUUUGUUCGUCGAAUCUCUAGCCCUCGCCUUCGGAAUUCUCCUUCGAUAUCACAUUGACUUCUACUCACACUUCCGCUCGCUCCAGAAAGAUUUCAUCAUGUCUCUGCCAAUACCUGAUGAAGUAUAUGAAGUAGAUGAUGUCGAUAUUAUGCCCCCGAUAAAGCCUUUUUGCGAUAACGACCCGUUCGAUGGUACAAAGCAGAAUAUUCCUUCUCAUUUUCAUGGUAUUCUAAACAAAUUUCUGCAUGACAACAUCCAAACGAAGAUCACAGGCCACACGAUGAUAAUCAGCCAACCUGGCUAUAAUUUACAACUGACAUCCAGAUACUUUGAAGUUAAUGAAAAAUCCUGGAUGUUGGAGGCACUCAAGCCACGACGUGAUGGCUCAGCGUACAAAUUCCUCUUCCUAGCACACCAUAUCAUACUAAACUUCGCGACUAACGAUCCAUACCUUUCUAAAUGGGACGAUAUUGCCAGAAAAUUGAAGACGAAUGUUUUUGCUCCCCUCUCCAUGAGCGACGUCGGUUUGGAGAUCGUUGGCCCCUCUCCUCGCAGAUGCCAUAGGAUCUACCCGCCCACGAUAGAGGGGCUCGAACUCCGAUAUCUCUUUGCGAGCGAAAGCCCCAACGACCCUAUUCCACUGGGCUUUGAGGGAAAUUCAGAAAAUCGGGACGACCUUAAAGAGAUUUCCAGAUUGAAUGAAAAGAUGAAGCAACAUGCGUAUGGAAGGAUUGAAAUCCCGGACGAAUGGACGGAAAAUUAUCCGACGUCGCGACACAAAGGCAAAGAGAAAGCUCCUGCUUCGUCCUCAUAACUAUCUCCGCUAUUCAGACGCAAUUGGAAAGACGUAUCUUUGAGGGAAGUCGUCGAAGAUGAUGAUGCCUAGUGCUCAGAGCAAUAGCAAUUGCCAUGGCCAAGAUGUCACACGGACAGGUCUACUAGGACUUCAGAAGCCGAACUUAACCGAUGCCACCCCUAGCGAAGAGUGAGGCUAUAAGCGAUUGGAUAAGGUCAUUCCGUUAGCUGCAAAAAGAUACCAACAGAUAAAGCAUGAGUGCCCAACGGGCAAGGGAGUUAUAAAUUAUAUAAAACUUAAAUAGAUAUAAAUUGCCCAAAAAUCUCUCUUUA
Messenger RNA from Xylaria bambusicola, 1436 nucleotides. RefSeq lists its product as uncharacterized. NCBI's taxonomy places the organism in Eukaryota, Fungi, Ascomycota, Sordariomycetes, Xylariales, Xylariaceae. The coding region runs from base 406 to 1122 and encodes 238 amino acids. The transcript has a single exon. The record is from RefSeq and is a predicted model, not a curated record.